Salvelinus sp. IW2-2015 is the source of this 751-nucleotide messenger RNA. RefSeq names its product sperm axonemal maintenance protein CFAP97D1. The record is from RefSeq and is a predicted model, not a curated record. Lineage: Eukaryota; Metazoa; Chordata; Actinopteri; Salmoniformes; Salmonidae.
GCUACACAAUUGAAACAUGCACAAGUCAUACCAACCACUGAAACCUGCAACGAACAAGUACCUGCAGAAGAAAUGGGACCAGACCAGAUAUGAGGAGCAUAGGAAUAAGCUGAGUACGGCCAGGCCCAUUGUGGACACUAAAGGCAUUAGAACACCUGCACAUGUUCAGCUGAAACUCAAGAAACUCCAGUUACAAGAUGAGAGGCUGGUCACCAUCGAGAGAGACAACCGUCUCCUGUCCUCCAAGCUGUCUGACAUCGUGCGGUCCAAAGGUCUGGUCGACCACAGGAACCAUUAUCCCGAGAGAAGUCUGAACGCUGAGAAGAGGAGGGAUGAGCUGCUGCAGGUGACUAAUCAGAACCAGGCCAUCUACCAGCGAAUCACGGCCCGUGAAUCUGACUACCGUCGCCAGCUCUGGUUGGACGACUGGGAGACGGUGGUGCGCAGACGUGAUGACAUCGCUCGUUACCCUCGUUCUGUCGCCAACAAACAGAAAUCCAAGCGGAGGGUGAAGUUUGCGGGCAGUGACUCGGGACAAAGUGAGAAGUCUUCAGAAAGCAACCGCUACAGUGACACCAACACUAACCAGGAGGUGGAUGAGGAGGAGGAGGAGAAAAAGGAAACAAAGAUACUCUAAAUUAAUGAUGAAGUGGAAAAAACGAUUGAAAUAAGCAUUACUUUUAGUUUUAAUGAAAAGUCUGUGAUGUUGUAUURUUUCAUGCUAUCAAUUCCUGUUUUAAUAAAGAGGUGC